Messenger RNA from Triticum aestivum (bread wheat), 1561 nucleotides. NCBI's taxonomy places the organism in Eukaryota, Viridiplantae, Streptophyta, Magnoliopsida, Poales, Poaceae. The record is from RefSeq and is a predicted model, not a curated record.
UCCUUGUACUUCUCUCGUUCUUACACUCACUCCUCAAUCCAUCCGUCUCCACCAUUGCUCGCUAGCUCGAGCUCCUAGCUAGUACUGCAAAGUCAGCCGGGGAGUUGAUUUGGUCCUUCUUGGCUUGCUUGACCGAUCGUACGUGCCGCCAGGAUGCCGACGCCGUCGCACCUGAGCAAGGACCCGCGCUACUUCGACUUCCGGGCGGCGCGGCGGGUGCCGGAGACGCACGCGUGGCCCGGGCUGCACGACCACCCCGUGGUGGACGGCAGCAGCGCGGGCGGAGGGCCGGACGCGGUGCCGGUGGUGGACAUGCGCGACCCGUGCGCGGCGGAGGCGGUGGCGCUGGCGGCGCAGGACUGGGGCGCCUUCCUCCUGGAGGGCCACGGCGUCCCGUUGGAGCUGCUGGCCGGCGUGGAGGCCGCGAUCGGGGGCAUGUUCGCGCUGCCGGCGUCGGAGAAGAUGCGCGCCGUGCGGCGGCCCGGCGACUCGUGCGGCUACGGGUCGCCGCCCAUCUCCUCCUUCUUCUCCAAGUGCAUGUGGUCCGAGGGCUACACCUUCUCCCCGGCCAACCUCCGCUCCGACCUCCGCAAGCUCUGGCCCAAGGCCGGCCAUGACUACCGCCACUUCUGCGCCGUGAUGGAGGAGUUCCACAGGGAGAUGCGCGCGCUGGCCGACAAGCUGCUGGAGCUGUUCCUGGUGGCCCUCGGGCUCACCGGCGAGCAGGUCGCCGCCGUCGAGUCCGAGCACAAGAUCGCCGAGACCAUGACCGCCACAAUGCACCUCAACUGGUACCCCAAGUGCCCGGACCCGAAGCGGGCGCUGGGCCUGAUCGCGCACACGGACUCGGGCUUCUUCACCUUCGUGCUGCAGAGCCUGGUGCCCGGGCUGCAGCUGUUCCGGCACGGGCCCGACCGGUGGGUGACGGUGCCCGCCGUGCCGGGGGCCAUGGUCGUCAACGUCGGCGACCUCUUCCAGAUCCUCACCAACGGCCGCUUCCACAGCGUCUACCACCGCGCCGUCGUCAACCGGGACAGCGACCGGAUAUCGCUCGGCUACUUCCUCGGCCCGCCCGCCCACGUCAAGGUGGCGCCGCUCAGGGAGGCCCUCGCCGGCACGCCCGCCGCCUACCGGGCCGUCACGUGGCCCGAGUACAUGGGCGUGCGCAAGAAGGCCUUCACCACCGGUGCCUCCGCGCUCAAGAUGGUCGCCAUCUCCACCGACAACGAUGCCGCCAACGACACGGACGACCUGAUCUCGUCGUAGAUCGGCGCCGGCCAUCACCGGCCGGCCAAGGGAUCGAGGUAGCUAGGAGGAAGGGCGCGCGCGCGUGCGGCUGUCGUUCGUGUUUAAGGUUUCCUCCAUAUAUGUCUCCAUGCAGAAUUGCAGAUGAUGCUGGUGGAUGCGUGCGUCCAUGCAGCAGCGAACGAACUAACUGUAAGAAAACCGAACUUAGUUCGACAUCUGCAUCUAAGCAUGCCACUUGGUUUAAUUCAAUUCAAGUGCAGAAACUAAAGAUUAUGAUGGGAAAGAAGAAGACAUGUUGGGUUUGUUUCUUCUA